Messenger RNA from Spirometra erinaceieuropaei, 387 nucleotides. The record is from the annotation of a GenBank genome assembly. NCBI's taxonomy places the organism in Eukaryota, Metazoa, Platyhelminthes, Cestoda, Diphyllobothriidea, Diphyllobothriidae.
AUGCAGAUAUUUGUCAAAACCCUAACCGGGAAGACUAUCACCCUCGAAGUUGAGCCUUCGGACUCAAUUGAGAAUGUGAAGGCCAAGAUUCAGGAUAAGGAGGGUAUCCCGCCAGACCAACAGCGAUUAAUCUUCGCUGGCAAACAGCUCGAGGACGGACGCACUCUCUCGGAUUAUAAUAUCCAAAAGGAGUCGACCCUGCACCUGGUCCUGCGGCUUCGCGGUGGUGCCAUCGAUCCCACAAUGCGAGCUCUGGCCCAGAAGUACAAGUGUGACAAGAUGAUUUGCCGUAAGUGCUACGCAAGGCUGCAUCCGCGUGCGACGAACUGCAGGAAGAGAAAAUGUGGUCACACCAGCAACUUGCGCCCCAAGAAGAAGUUGAAGUAG